AUGGCUUCCUCUACUGAAUUCUCUGACAGGAAACCAUCGAAUCGGACGCUGGCAUAUCAAGACAAGCUACCCAAGCUACCGAUACCCGCCCUCGAAGACACUUGUAGUCGGUACCUCCGUGCACUUGAGGGCUUGCAGGAUGAGAAGGAGCACGAAAUCACUAAAGCAGCGGUCAAGGAAUUCCUGGAAACAGAUGGCCCCAAGCUGCAUGCUAUGUUGCAGGAAUACGCCAAAGACAAGGCGAGUUACAUCGAGGAAUUCUGGUACGAAUCAUACCUCUCGCACAGCGAUCCCGUUGUACUUGCCUUAAACCCUUUCUUCGUUCUCGAGAAUGACCCAACACCGGAUCGCGGUACCCAGCUUCCUCGAGCCGCAUCUCUCAUUGUUUCUUCUCUCGGUUUCAUCCAUGACCUGCGGGCAGGCAUUCUUGAACCAGACAACGUCCGCGGCAUCCCUCUCGAUAUGGACCAAUAUUCUCGCCUUUUUGGAACCUCCAGAAUACCCACAGAUGAAGAGUCACGGCUAAUAGUCUAUAUCCAAGAUUGGUUCGAUGUUCUCGACGAAGAUAAUCUACCAGUCUUGACGGAACGGGAAGUGUUGCGCAAUUUGCAGGCAAUUGUGUCCGACGCUGAUAAAACAGAUAAAUCGAAGGUAGCUAGAGGUGCUAUUGGAGUCCUAUCAACAGAAAAUCGGAAAGUGUGGUCUGGCCUACGCGGCAUGCUUGCAAAGGACAAGAACAACAAAUCAUGUCUUGAUAUCGUAGACAACGCACUCUUUGUUGUUUGCCUUGACGAUGCUGCCCCGGAAUCUCUGGCUGAUCUUUGCAGUAACUUCUUGUGCGGAACAUACAAUCUCCAAGAAGGAGAACAAGUAGGAACUUGCACUAAUCGCUGGUACGAUAAACUUCAAAUCAUCGUAUGUGCUGAUGGGGCAGCUGGAAUCAACUUCGAACAUACAGGAGUCGAUGGACACACUGUUUUGCGAUUUGCUGCUGACAUAUUCACCGAAGGACUUAUGCUUCUGGCCAGAUCCAUCAACCCAUCCGCUCCGACACUCUUCCACGCUCCACUUUCCCCGCGAGCAAGAGCAUAUAAACCCCCUCGUGGUGGUCAGAAAUCUCCUAUUCACACCGAGAAGAUUGACACGACGCCCAAGAAGCUUGAAUGGAACUUGACACCUGAGCUGCGUGCCGGUGUGCGAUAUGCAGAGACUCGGAUCAGCGAUCUGAUUUGCCAGAACGAUUGCCAGGCCCUCGAAUUCAAGGGAUACGGGAAGAACUUUAUCACUAGUCAUGGGUUGAGUCCCGAUGCCUUUGUCCAAAUGGCCUUCCAGGCGGCGUAUUUUGGGCUGUAUGGCCGAACGGAAUGUGUCUACGAGCCCGCGAUGACCAAAGCUUUCUUGCAUGGUCGUACGGAAGCCAUCCGCUCCGUCCAACCGGAGAGUGUACACUUUACGAAGACAUUCUAUUCUGAAGCUUCGCCAUCUCAAAAAGUGGCUGCGCUUCGCAAGGCGUGUGAUACCCAUGUCAAACUGACUAAAGCAUGCAGUCAAGGAUUGGGCCAGGACAGACACCUAUAUGCGAUUUACUGCCUCAUUCAACGACAACUGCAGAACAAGACGGAAUCAGAACCUAAUGGUAUUGUUCCUUCCUCGCCAUCUCCGCCCCCUUCGUACAAGAUCGACAAGAUGCCCGCCAUUUUUACCGAUCACGGAUGGGCACUCCUCGGGACGAGCAUCCUGUCAACAUCAAAUUGCGGUAACCCUGCCCUAAGGUUGUUCGGAUUCGGACCUGUAGCUGCUGAAGGUUAUGGAAUCGGGUACAUCAUCAAAGAGGAUGGCAUUUCCAUUUGCGCUUCAUCGAAACAUCUUCAGACUCGUCGGUUCUUGGAUACACUGCAGGGAUACCUCCUCGAGAUCCAGCGGCAGCUCAUUCAGCUGCAUAGGUCAGCCAAUCAGCGUCCUGCGCCGUUCGUCGACCAUCUAGGAAUUUUGCGUGAUUCGAAGACGGGUAGGCCUAUCCAUGGUGCCACGUCCGAUCCGGGGUCAUCUGAUGAGGAAGAAGUUGCCCUUCCUGGAUACUCGUUCUUUGAUAGUGGAGAGGUCGCACUUUUGGGGCGAAAGAAGAAGUCGCCGUUUUCCGAUAUCGGCAAAGUUAUACCACUGGCGGAGUACUGA
Messenger RNA from Psilocybe cubensis, 2175 nucleotides. RefSeq lists its product as uncharacterized. NCBI's taxonomy places the organism in Eukaryota, Fungi, Basidiomycota, Agaricomycetes, Agaricales, Agrocybaceae. Gene Ontology annotation, molecular function: carnitine O-acetyltransferase activity. Bases 1 to 2175 code for a protein of 724 amino acids. The transcript is spliced from 15 exons. Gene Ontology annotation, biological process: carnitine metabolic process. The record is from RefSeq and is a predicted model, not a curated record. Gene Ontology annotation, cellular component: mitochondrion.